This is a messenger RNA of Micropterus salmoides (largemouth bass), 2259 nucleotides long. Its product is annotated as homeobox protein Hox-D9b-like. The record is from RefSeq and is a predicted model, not a curated record. Gene Ontology annotation, molecular function: DNA-binding transcription factor activity, RNA polymerase II-specific; RNA polymerase II cis-regulatory region sequence-specific DNA binding. Lineage: Eukaryota; Metazoa; Chordata; Actinopteri; Centrarchiformes; Centrarchidae. Gene Ontology annotation, biological process: anterior/posterior pattern specification; embryonic skeletal system morphogenesis; regulation of transcription by RNA polymerase II. Gene Ontology annotation, cellular component: nucleus. The transcript is spliced from 2 exons. Bases 683 to 1609 code for a protein of 308 amino acids.
AAUGCGGCUUUGCGCAAACGGAUAUCAGAAUUUUAUUUAGCCUAUCAAUAAUAAGAAGGCUACUAAAUAAAUAAAACAAAUGACAGCUUAAUAUAAUCAUGUGAUCUGAAAAUAACAGCAUUUUCUGACCAGUCUACUAACACAAAUCCAAUUAGACAUGCCCUGUUUUGGGUAGUAGAAUAGCCCAUACGCAAAAGAAAGAGCAUGUGAUGCCACUUCGAGGGAGAGUUUUUCCCAACAAAAUGUUUUCAUUGUAAACUCAAGAUCAAGGAAAUCACUUUCUCUUGUCUGUUAAUCUCAAUCCUGUCACACACACACACGCGCGCGCGUGCUAACUUCAAACAAACUUGUAAAGACUCCCUGCUCAUUUUUAUUCAGCUUGUACGGUGUUUCAAAUACAGUUUUAUGAACCUACGCGCUACAUUCAGGCCCAUCUGGCAACAGGCUAGUAGGCCUACUAACACAUUUCUGAGCACAAAAGAAUGAUUUGAUUUAUUUCCUAUUCUGGGUAAAUACAGUCUAACCAUGUGAUCCACAGUAUAACCAAUGGGCAGUCGAGAAGAAGGUAAGGGCAGGAAAAAAAUUACUACCAUUUUAGGGGAGGAUGUAAGCCACUAUACCAGCCCAUCUAACGUUUUACAGUCGCACUUAAGUGUAUUUUUAUUGAAAUAAUAAAAUAAACAUGUCGCUAACGAAUUAUUAUUCCAUGAUGGGGCUCCAGACCGAAGAGCCGUACGGUACACAUUUUAUCACGGGAGGCUUGCAGGGAUCUACGGCCGGCUGCGCAAAGCCAGUCCGGGGAACGGAGGAGGAUGAGGGAACCCCGGGCUCACACAUUCCGGAUUUUUCACAUUUUUCCAACAAACAAACGAGUUUAAACGGCUUUUCUCCUUGGACAAACACAUCUACUUCCUCUUCGUCCUCCUCUCCGCAGCUGCAGUCCACCCCCGGCGCUUCCAUCUCUGGCCUUUUUCAUCCACAUCACCUCUUGAGCCACCACCACCCAUACUAUGGUCCGCAGACGCAGACCCACGCCGAACACCUCUCAUCCGCGGUCGCCUCCGAGAGCCGGUUCGUACGCUGUUGGGAGGGGGCGACUCCCACCUCGGAGACCUCUCUGUCCCAUGCCUCUGCCGGUUUCCCCGGGUGUCUCCCCUCUCAGGGUGACCUCUCCAAUCUGAGCCCGAGGUUCGAGGUGGUUAAACCCGAGAGUUCACCGCCGCCACACGGCAGCCCCGAGGAUUCCAGCUUCGCCAGCCCGACUGAGGUGGUCCUCGAGCGGCUUGGGACCGCGGAGGAGCUGGGAAGAAAGCCGGAGCCCAAAAAAGAGGACGCGGAGAGAGAAACAGAACAGCCUGACCCCGAAAAUCCAUCAGCUAGCUGGAUCUAUGCCAAGUCCACUCGGAAGAAAAGGUGUCCGUACACCAAACACCAGACCCUGGAGCUGGAGAAGGAGUUCCUCUACAACAUGUACCUAACCAGGGACCGGCGCCUGGAGGUGGCAGGGCUCUUAAAUUUAACAGAGAGACAGGUCAAAAUCUGGUUCCAGAACAGGCGGAUGAAGAUGAAGAAGCUGAUGACCCGGGAGAGGAGGAGUUUGAAUGAAUGAUGGAUUUGGAGAAGAGGCUGGGGUUGUUUUUUUUUGCAGGAUAGGUGAGGAGGAGGUGAGGUUAUAGCUGAUAAAAGAGAAUGCAGUGCUCCGAGAUGUCCAACAUCUUUAACCUCAGCUAUCAUGAUCAGCUGCUACUAAGCGAGGGAUUGUGGAGCUAACAUGGCUGCCUUGGAGCACUGCAGUGGUCAAACUCCUCAGGGGAGACCAGGAUGGGUUGUAACACAAAAAGACUCCUAUCAAAGUCUUUUGGCCUUUUCAUGUUAGAUCUUCUGAACUCUGGUGUAGAAUUCUUCCAUCUGCAUGUUACAAAAUGAAGACAGUCAACCUGUAACGUGGGGUAGUUGUAAAUAACGCUCAGAAUCAAAUGUUAACAUUUAUAGGGAGAUCCAUAAAUUUAGGCAAAAAACACACUAGCUGAUAUCAAAGACUUUGUUCACUUUAAAACACAUCUGUUUUUGAUAAGGGUGUAUAUCUCACAAUGUCCAAAAACUGAAACUACUUGACACAUACUUGACUUCACAUAAAUUGUCUGUGCUUUCUGCCAAAAUGUGAAUCAUGUUUUAAAAACUAUUAGCCUCAUAAAAAGUGCUCUCAGUGUGCCAGACGAGACUGUGCUAUCAAAAGAUAAAUCCCAUGAGUGAUCCCGU